Messenger RNA from Moneuplotes crassus, 636 nucleotides. The record is from the annotation of a GenBank genome assembly. NCBI's taxonomy places the organism in Eukaryota, Ciliophora, Spirotrichea, Euplotida, Euplotidae.
UUUGAGAACUGCAGAUCUUGGAAGAAAGGGCUAGCGCUUCCUAUACUCACUUCUGACUCACUGGUGACUCCCUUUUCCUCUCCAAAUUCUGCCUUCGUCUCUUCCUCUUCAGAUUGUAGUCUAGUGAUUUCAGCAUGGUGCUCAAUGUAUUGAUGAUGUAGCUCAUCAUACUUUUGUUGCAAGCUUUCCAGGUUGACCCACUCUUUAAGAGUGAAAUUUUUCAGCACUAAAUCCAAAGUCUCUUGGUCAACUGGAAGAGUUCAGUUUGAGAUAUUGUGAAUCUCAAUAAUUCUUUCAUCAAACGAAAGGUUUGGCCCAUUUCUAACCUUCUUAGCUAAGGAUGGCUUUUCAAAUAAUGGCACUAUUGGAGAGUUUGCUCGUUUCCUUCCCCCUAAGGCUGUAUUCAUACUCUCCCCCAAUUGGUUCGAAUUCUUUCCCAAACGCUGAUUUUUACUAAAAAAUUUAUCAUUUUCAUUCUUCUUCAUCAUUUUAGGCACAAACCUCGCUGUUUGUUUGCUAGUUCUCGAGCCUAGCUGGCGAUCCAUUCUGCUCAAGUCCUGUCUGGUUCUUUUUCUGCAAAAGAGGCUGUCAAGGAACCCUUUUAACAUUUUAUUAUAUUUACAAGUGUCUAAUUAA